Limanda limanda (common dab) is the source of this 1515-nucleotide messenger RNA. RefSeq names its product radial spoke head 14 homolog. The transcript has 6 exons. Gene Ontology annotation, molecular function: protein binding. The record is from RefSeq and is a predicted model, not a curated record. NCBI's taxonomy places the organism in Eukaryota, Metazoa, Chordata, Actinopteri, Pleuronectiformes, Pleuronectidae. Bases 1 to 1515 code for a protein of 504 amino acids.
AUGUCCCGGGACACAGGGGCUGGACCGGACCCGGACCCGGACCCGGACCCGGACCGGGCUCCGGACCCGGACCUGGACCCGGGCCGGGCUCCGGGCCGGGCUCCGGUGGCCUUCGGGCUCCGGGCUCCGGACCCAGACCGGGCUCCGGACCCGGGCCGGGCUCCGGUGGCCUUCGGGCUCCGGGCUCCGGACCCAGACCGGGCUCCGGACCCGGACCUGGACCCGGGCCGGGCUCCGGUGGCCUUCGGGCUCCGGGCUCCGGACCCAGACCGGGCUCCGGACCCGGGCCGGGCUCCGGUGGCCUUCGGGCUCCGGGCUCCGGACCCAGACCGGGCUCCGGUGGCCUUCGGGCUCCGGGCUCCGGACCCGGACCGGGCUCCGGACCCGGACCGGGCUCCGGACCCGGACCGGGCUCCGGUGGCCUUCGGGCUCCGGGCUCCGGACCCAGACCGGGCUCCGGACCGGGCUCCGGACCCGGACCGGGCUCCGGACCCGGGCCGGGCUCCGGUGGCCUUCGGGCUCCGGGCCGUGCCGCGGCUGUUCGAGGAGCUGCAGCAGCCGGACUCCGGCAGCCGGCGCCGGGCUCUGGCUUCUCUCUGCGGCCUGAUGCUGGACCCGGAGCGGCUCCACCAGACCGUCAGAGGAGGUUUCCUGGAGCAGCUGAAGGUUUUGCUAAAGGAUGAAGAUCCGUCAGUCAGAGGAGAAACCUGCAAACUGCUGCACCUGCUGAGCGGCCACAGUGUGGGCAGGGAGGCGCUGCUCUCCUCCUCCCUCCUCCCCCCCCUCUCUCAGCUCCUGGACGACCACUCGUCCUCCUGCAGGACAAACGUCCACCGGGUCCUGAACCGUCUCACCCUGUUGCCUGCAGGUGCAGACGCUCUCCUGUCUCUGGUUCCUAAACUGAUGCUGAAGCUCAAAGAGGAAGAGGAGGAAGAGGAGGUGCAGGUGCUCCUCCUCUCUACCCUCAGCUGCGUCUCCAGGCUGGACGCUCUUCCAGCUCUGUCCUCUGAUGGCGUCUCGCUGGUUGGACACAAACUGUCCCACCGCUCGCCGAGCGUCCGCAGAGAGGCGGCUGCAGCCAUGAUGGCGCUCAGUGUUCCUGAGGACGGGAAGCGUCAGGUGUGUGAGAAGGCGGUACUUCCUGUCGUGGUCGGGCUGCUGCAGGAAGAAGACGUUGAGAUUCAGGCAAACGCUGCCGGAGUCAUCAUGUACACAGUGAUCACCACUGCAGGGAAGCAGCAGUGUCUGGACCUGGACGUCGUGCCCGUCCUCCUCCGCCUGCUCUCCAACCAGAGACGGGAGGAAGAGGAGGAGGCGGAGAGGAGGCAGAGGAGGAAGGCCCUGGUGGUGUACACCCUGCGGGCGCUGACCUCGCUGGCUGAGGCUCCAGACGGCCGCCGCCUCCUGCUGGAGCAGCUCCCCCUGCUGGAGAGUCAGAGCGUGGCCACAGAGGAGGACCAGGACAUCCAGCGAGCUGCUCAGACCGUCAUCAGGGCCGUCACCUGGACCCCCUGA